CCCACUUCACAUCUAUCUCUCUCUCUCUCUCUCUCUCUCUCUCUCUCUCUCUCAAUUGCUCUUUGAAAAUGAAGUGUUCUCACAUAGCACUGUUUGUUACACUGGCUUUGCUUCUGAUCAAUGUGCCGGUUUCAGAAUCGGUCACGUGCAACCCCAUGCAGCUAAGCUCAUGUGCGAGUGCGAUCUUGGCGUCGGCACCACCGACUAGUGCAUGCUGCACCAAGCUCAAGGAACAGAAGCCCUGCCUUUGCCAGUACCUGAAGAACCCUAACCUUAAGAAGUACAUAAACAAUGGAAAUGCCAAGAGGGUGUCACGUGCGUGCAGCACUCCUUUCCCCAACUGCUAAAACCCAUUUGGGUGGGGCCCACCUUCUUCUACCGUAUUGAUCGCUGGUCCCAUUCCUCAUGUGGGCAAUCUGAUCAUAUAGAUUUGGUGUGUGGUUUUGAAGUACUGGUAGUAGUUUUUUAUGAUUGCAGUGCUCAUUUGCUAGUGUAGUUUUCAUGUGUGUUUUUUCAAGUACUAGCUACUUUGGUUUAUGAAGUGGGCCAUCUCAUCAUA
Magnolia sinica is the source of this 559-nucleotide messenger RNA. RefSeq names its product non-specific lipid-transfer protein 2-like. Bases 69 to 347 code for a protein of 92 amino acids. The transcript has a single exon. Gene Ontology annotation, biological process: lipid transport. The record is from RefSeq and is a predicted model, not a curated record. Lineage: Eukaryota; Viridiplantae; Streptophyta; Magnoliopsida; Magnoliales; Magnoliaceae.